Messenger RNA from Diachasma alloeum, 4356 nucleotides. It is a transcript of the gene Brd8, whose product is annotated as bromodomain-containing protein 8. The transcript is spliced from 4 exons. Gene Ontology annotation, cellular component: NuA4 histone acetyltransferase complex. The record is from RefSeq and is a predicted model, not a curated record. Bases 111 to 3152 code for a protein of 1013 amino acids. NCBI's taxonomy places the organism in Eukaryota, Metazoa, Arthropoda, Insecta, Hymenoptera, Braconidae. Gene Ontology annotation, molecular function: protein binding.
GUUUUGUUUGUGUUCUACCGCCUUCCGCCAGCAUCCAAACAAAGAGUCCCCGUCAAAAAGUCCACCGAGACGCCUGAUCGUCCGCAAACCCCGGAGUCACCGCCCGAGCAAUGGCCUCAGUCCAGGACAGACUGAAAUUGAAACGAGAGUCCUGCGACACGUGGAGCACACGUGAGCAGUUGUGCCUGGCGUCAAGUGUUCUAAAAUCAGGGGACCAAAACUGGAUAUCAGUGUCGAGGUCCCUGCGACCGUUCGCCGAGAAGGAGGCCCUGCGCCCCCCGGACUGGUUCUCCCAAAAGUCCUGUGCAAUUCAGUACGCAAUUCUCCUGGAGAACGCAGACACCCCAAAGCGAAAGAAACGAGAGAGUGGAGAGACAACGAGCGAGUCGAUAGUUCGUCGACUGACGCAGGAGAGGAUAACAGAGCUGGGCCAGAUUCUGGCCUUCCAGAGGGACGAGUACCAGCAGCUGAAGCAAGACGUGAACCUCCUUCGGUCAGGGAACAUCUCAGAUGAAAAGCUCCAGAAGAUGUGGCAGGCAAUCGAGCAGGAGGAGAGGGAGGCAGAGCAGAAGGCGAGAGCGCACACUGCGUGGCUGGCAAAACGUCAGCAGAAGAGCGAGUCGACUCAGGGCUCGUCCAGGAAGGCCCUGGAGGGCCCCGCAGAGGCCCCAGAGCUCCAGGAGCUGCAGCCAGAGACCGACGAGGAGCGAAAGAGCCGAGGGGGACGCUCUCCGCUGCUGACGAGCCUCUUAAAAUCCCCCAGCCCCACUACCCAGAUGCAGAGCGCCCCCUCGACAGCCCAGGCCACGUCCCCAACGAUCGCGAGCCUCCUGGGAGGGAACCCAAAGCCCUCAGCCCCCCAGAUCUCCACGUCAGCUGCCCCCCAGAUCUCAACGUCAGCUGCCCCCCAGCUCCACCACUUCAUCACCUCGACCCUGGCCCCCUCAGUACCUGAAAGACCCUCCGCUGGGGCACCCACACUCUCUAUGCUCCUGGAGCUACCCUCCAAUCUACCCAGGGGGAACAUUUCCAAUCUUCAGGGGCAGAACUCAGGCCCUCAGAACUCGCUGACAGACCCUGGGAGAACAAAAGUCACCAAUCACGUGGCGAGUCCUGUCCCAACGGCUAUUCCAGUGGACGAGAACAUGGUCCAGAUCAUCGAUCACAUUGACGAUGUCAUUGGCAAGGACAAGCUGCCUGAGGUGAUUGAUAAGGACGAGAUCAAUGAGAUUAUCGGGGACAUUGAGGAGCUGAUUAAGGAGGAGAUAACCAAGAGCCCUGGGGAUGGCCCUGGGAUUAUCGAGGCGAUUCCUGAGCCCGUGGGGGAGUGCAAGGCCGAGGGAGAGAGGGAGGUGGCGGUUUCCUCGGGGUCUCCUCGGAGUGAGGUGGUUGGGGAGAUUGAGCAGAGUGGUGCCAGCAUUGCUGAGAUCAUUGGGACCACUGUUGAGGAGGAGAAGGUGGCCGAGGUUGUGGAGAAGACUGGGGAGGAGGGGAUGGAGGUGGAGGAGGUUGAGAAAAGUGAUGAGAGGGAUGAGAAGGUCGAGGAGGCUGCGGAGAGGGUUGAGAAGGGCGAGGAGAAUAAUGAGCCUGAGGAGGGGGGGCGGCAGGAGGGGAGGAAAGAUGAGGAGCCCCCAGUGGCUGAUCCUCAGGGGGAGGGGGAGGAAAAGGGGGAGGGGGAGGAAAAGGUGGAGGAGGAGGAGAAGAAUGAUGAGGAGGAGGAGAAGAGCGCUGAGGAGGCAGACGAGGAGCCUGAGGAGAGUAAGAAGCCUGAGGAGGACAAGACAGGGGAGGAAGAGAAGGAGGAGAAAGAGGAGAAAGAAGAGAAAGACGAGUGUGAUGAGUCGGAGGAGAAGAGAGAGCCGACUGAGGAGAAUGAAGAGCACCCGAAUGAGCCUGAGGAGGAGGGAGAGGAGAAAUCUGGGUCUAGGGAGGAAGCCCCUCGGGAGUCUGAGGAGAAACCUGAUUCGGUGGAGGAGAGCCAAGAGGAGAAGUCUGAGAGGUCUGAGAGGCCUGAGGCUCAGGACGCUGGGGAAGAUACCCCGGGGGCCAACGAGCCUGAGCAAAAUGAAAAGUCCCCCGAUGCUGAAGAACCGAAGGAGUCGGAGGAGCCCAAGGAGACUCGGGAGGAUUGCAAGUCCCCAGACGAGAAGACACGGGAUCUUAAGGAGGAUGAGUCGAAGGAGUCCGGGGAGCAGUCGCCGAAGACUGAUGUGGACGAGGAGCUGGAGGCGCCAGUGCUGCCGAGUGAGCUUGAGGAGCUGCCUCUGGACAAAAGGGAGAAGGAGGAGGACGAGGAGGUGGAGGAGGAGGAGGAGGAGGAGAAGGAGAAGGUGGAGGAGGAGGCGAAGCCUGAGGUGAAGGUCGAGGGGCAGGAGGAGGAGGAGAAGGCGGAGGCUGGGGAUCCUGGAAAGGAGGAGCCGAUGGAGAAGGCAGACAGGCCAGAGGUCGAUGGGAAACCUGAGAAGGAGCCUAAGGGGGAGGACGAGGUUAAGAAGGAAGAGGGGGACGUCAAGAAGGAGGAGACGAGUGCUGCUGACGACACAGACGUCGAGGAAGAGGAGUCCUCGCUGGCGAAGCUGCCAGCUGGGAGGACCAUGAAGACUUACUCCAAGAAGCAGAAUGUCGUGGUCGACAGCGAACCUGAGACUGAGACCAGCGAUACUGCUGAGUACAAAAUUUGGAAGAAGUCGAUACUGCUGCAUUACAGCCGUCUGGCCACUCACAAGUAUGCCUCGCUGUUCCUCAGGCCCAUCACUGAGGAUCAGGCGCCUGGGUAUCACUCGGUUGUGUUCAGGCCCAUGGAUCUGUCCACUAUUAAGAAGAAUAUCGAUAAUGGAACUCUCAGGACUAAUAUGCAGUUCCAGAGGGAUGUUAUGCUCAUGUUUCAGAACGCUAUUAUGUAUAAUAAGUCGGAUAGCUUUGUUUAUAAGAUGGCGGUUUCUAUGCAGGAGGAGUGUCUUCAGAGCAUGCAGAUUCUGGUCGAAGCAACUGGUGAGGGGGCCUUCAGACGAGAGACUAGAACUGCAGCAAGCAGUAGCUGUGAGACCAGUGACAGCAGCAUAAUAAAACGCAAACGAAGCCUAGUGACUCCAAGCCCCCUCGACACUGAGACUCCAAGAAUGAAGAAACGAAGAAAAUCGGAGAACGAUUAGAUUAAGAAACUUUGAAGCCCAAGCUCAUUGUACAGAUUCAUUCGAUUCAUCUAGAUGACGAGACAACUCGCCUCUCCAUUAUUUUCUAUUGUUUUUUUAUUUGAAAAUGGCGGACACUGAGUGACGCAUUUAGUUAUGGUAAUAACCGUAAAAUUAUCAAGUUUUCAGUUUUCUUUUUGUAUAAAAAAAACAGUUAGAUUGUAAAAAGAGGUAUUUAUUGAGGGGAUUUGACGAUGAACCGUGGAUGGGGAGACUCGCAAGGAUUUAUUGCUGAGGACGAGGGAAAUUACGGUUCUGCUCAGGGACAGAGGAGUCCCCCCGAGUAUUCUGUGAGAUUUCACGUUGAGUCAAUUCAAUAAAAAUUAUUUCAUCGAAAGAACAAACUUCAUUGCCAAAGACUGAUGCAAUUAUUUUUAUUUAUACUUUCAUUUUCAACGAUAUUCUUUGCCAUCUCAUGGAGAACUCACAGGGGAAGUGAAGUAUUUACAUUUCGUGUACAUAACAAUUGAUAUUAAGGGUGAAGAGGGGACUUUCAGGGACCUCGGGAGCAAACAAAACUAUCAAAAUAUGGGGAAAACUUUGCAGCAUGAAUUCUCAGUCAAAAGGGGACGAAAAAAUUUGAAAGAUGGCUUGAAAAAUUUGUCCAAUUUGUAGAAAUUGAAUGAAGUGAAUUGAUGGGGGUCUGAAGAGAGUAGACAAUUUUAAGAAAUGUUUGAAAAUACUCGGUGGGACACCGCCCUCGUUAAAGAACCUUGCGGCAGAGGGAGGGGACAUUCAAGCAAGAUGGCGGUGUCUGCGAACAUCGACCACCUCGCAUUUUUGAACAUUUCUUAAAAUUAUUUAUGCUCUCCAGAGCACCUUCAACUCGAUCCUUCUAGUUCCUAAAAAAGAGAACAAAUUUUUCAAGCCAUCUUUCAAAUUUUUUUGUAGCCUUUUCGCUGAGAUUUCAUGGUGCAAUUUUUUUUAACCUGUUCAGUAGUAUUUCUCUCAUCAUGGAGAAGUAAAAAAGUGGAGUAUUUACAUUUUAUGGCUGUAAUAAGUGAUAUUAAGCGAAAAGAAGUGGAUUUAAAUUUCGUAUUUACCAAGUGAAGAUGGAUAAAGUGAAGAUGAAUUUUCAAUUAUUUUGUAAUUAUUCGAUUGGAAGGGUUGUUCUCAAUCGAAAAUACGCGACGAGGGGGAUCUGCAGUUCUGGGCUGAGGACGAG